AGCCGCCUAGGCCAAAGCCACGAUUGACCUGGCAGACCAUCCUGCGCACUGCAAAUACUUGUUUGAUUCGGACCCACAACACUUUCCGGCAUAACUUAGUCAGCGAUGGGUGCUCCAUGCACGGCCAUCGUAUUUCUCCUGGGUCUCACAUGCUUCGGGCGCGCCAUGACUUUGGGCGUGCACAGCCAGAAGCACAAACACGUCGACAAGCACCGACGUAAACACAAGCACAAGUAUGGCGACCCAGAGGAGGAAUCAUCGGGCCCCAUCGUGAACCUCUCCCCGGAGCAGCGCCAGCAGAAGCACCAGGAGGAGUUCGAAAAGGAGUUCGAGAUAAAAAUCGGCAUGCUCCAUGCGCACAACACUGGCCUCAGACUGGGCGUAGUGCUCGACUCGCUCAACGACUGGGAGCCCCCAGAAGUAAUUUCGUUUCGUAAGCCGAGCCUGAUUGAGGAAUGGAAUAAGGCUAACCCGGACAAGGCCGUCCAUCUUCACGACAGGAUCGUGAGAGUCAACAACAUAUUGUUUCACCAUAACGCGGAGAAUUUCAUCGAGCGCAUCGUGGGGCAAUUCCAGGCGGGUCGCAAGCUGACGGACGGGGCGAAAGACGUGUUGACAUUACAGGUUCAGCGGCCGAGGACUAAUGACGUCGAUGUCACUCGUUUUGAUUUUCAGCGCAAGGACCUUCACGAUAAGCUGUACGCCAAGGAGUUCACAGUCUACCCGACCGUGCCCGAGAACGAGACGUCGCCCGUAAACAUGGACAGGGUGCUGGGGUGGGAUCUGAACCUCACGACUGAUUGGGAGCCAGCGACGAUCGGCAAGAUCGCGAACGGAAGCGUGCUCGCGCAGUGGAACGGUGCCCACCCGAGCGACAUGAUACUGCAAGGUGACGAGAUCCUUCACGUGAACAAACGGCACUGGCUCCGCAACACCUCGCAAUUCCUGCCUCACCUCGCCUACAACUACCAGCACCGCGCAGAGCGCAACGGGACCUUUGCGCUCGGUCUGCGGAGGCCCCGGUGGGUCCAGGAUGUUUACGACCAGGCCCGGGAGCUCGAUGAGCAGAAGAACCAUUUGGCCAAGGAGCGCGAGGAUCUCUACAAGAAGACGUACUGCAGGGAGUUCACGGUUUGCUUGAUUGUGCCCGUGAACGAGACGUCGUCGGCAACAAUGGGCAGCGUUCUGGGCUGGAAGCUGGAUUCCACGAAGGACUGGGAGCCCGUCUCGAUCGGCAAGAUCGCGAAGGGUGGGGUUCUCUCGCAUUGGAACGAGGCCAACCCAGGCGAUAUGAUUCUGGAGGGAGACCAGAUCCUCCAUGUAAACAAGAGGCACUGGCUGCACAACACAACUCUCUUCCUGUCCCACAUCAGUUUCAACUAUGAACACCGCGCCGCGCUGGUGGGCAACGGGACGUUUACGCUCGGUCUGCGCAGGCCCCGGUGGGUCCAGGACGCCUAUGACCAGGCCCAGCUGGCUGCACAGAGGGCGAAAGAGCAGGCCAAGGCCGACGAGGAGUCGCACCGCGUUGCUCGGAAGAUCGUGGCCGCUGUGAGGAUGUGGAAUAACGACUUCCCUCGCUAUAGGAUCGAUACAAGCAGCAGUGCUGGCGGGAAGCCCAGCAGCGGCGCCUCAGCGGCAGUGUUGACGGGAACUUCAUCAGCAAGCUCGGCCGCUUCAAUUGAGCCAUCGGCCCCUGCGAAGAACUCGGGAGGCGAGCAGGACGACUCGGACGACGUGAUCGGUGCCACAGAGGAAGAGGAGGACUCGGCGUCCAGCGCCCCAGCGCCAGAGGAGCCGGCCGCUGCGGCCAAGCCUUCGGCCCCAGCGGGCAGCUCGGGAGGCGAGCAGGACGACUCGGACGACGUGAUCGGUGCCACAGAGGAGGACUCGGCGUCCAGCGACGACUCGGACGACGUGAUCGGUGCCACAGAGGAAGAGGAGGACUCGGCGUCCAGCGCCCUUGCGCCAAAGGAGUCGGCCGCUGCCGCUAAGCCGUCGGCCCCAGCGGGCAAUGCGGGAGGCGAGCAGGACGACUCGGACGACGUGAUCGGUGCCACAGAGGAAGAGGAGGACUCGGCGUCCAGCGCCCCUGCACCGAAGGAGCCUGCCACUGGUAAGUCAACACCUGACGAGGAGGAUGAUGCUCCCUGAUGCGGAGGAUGAUGACGUGUGGGGCCCGUCGGAGGAGACUAGCGGGAGGAUGAUGUGAUGAGCGGUGCGUACGGGCAGAUUGCAGUAGACACGGAGUUCUGGUUGACACCUUCUUUACAGUAUGGCGCUGCACUCUGCACCUUAACAUCUAUAUGGUCUGUGUUCCUUUUACUCUGUGGCUGCUCUCGUGCCCCCCCACAACUGGGCUUCCUUUCGUCUCAUUCGUGUUCCGUGUCGCCCUUCGCGAGUGGCGUCCAGGUCGUGCCAGCUAGAGUUGGGUUCAUCGGACCUGUUCCUGUCAUGAUGCUCUCCCAUAGUGGAUCUAUCGAGCAAGAGUGUGUGGAGUCGUACAGCUGCAGCGCAUCAUGUACUUGGAGCUUAGAUAUCCUCGUGGACACUUCGUUUCAGUGGUGCCAAGACUGCAUAA
Prorocentrum cordatum is the source of this 2581-nucleotide messenger RNA. NCBI's taxonomy places the organism in Eukaryota, Dinophyceae, Prorocentrales, Prorocentraceae. The record is from the annotation of a GenBank genome assembly.